AUGGCUGCUCGCAGCGCCGCUCUCAAGAUCGACUGGGCCAAGGUGUCGACCUCCCUCGGCCUCCGCGGCCAGACCGCCACCUCCCUCCAAGCUUUCAAGAAGCGCAGCGACGAGGCUCGCCGCAAGGUUCAGGUCCUGUCCGAGCAGCCCCAGACCGUUGACUUCAGCUACUACCGCGGCAUCCUGAAGAACCAGGCCAUCAUCGACGAGCUCGAGAACCACUUCAAGACCUUCAAGCCCGUUACCUACGAUGUCAGCCGCCAGCUGAAGGCCAUUGACGCCUUCGAGGCCCAGGCUGUUCAGAACGCCGAGGCUACCAAGGGUAAGGUUGAGGCCGAGCUGCAGAACCUGCAGAAGACCCUGGAGAACAUCGAGACCGCUCGUCCCUUCGAGGACCUCACUGUCGACGAGGUUGCCGCCGCCCAGCCCGAGAUCGACGAGAAGACCGCCUCCCUCGUCUCCAAGGGCAAGUGGAUGCCCCCUGGCUACAAGGAGCGCUUCGGCGAUCUGUCCGCCGUCUAA
Messenger RNA from Penicillium expansum, 522 nucleotides. RefSeq names its product F1F0 ATP synthase subunit d. NCBI's taxonomy places the organism in Eukaryota, Fungi, Ascomycota, Eurotiomycetes, Eurotiales, Aspergillaceae. Gene Ontology annotation, molecular function: proton transmembrane transporter activity. The record is from RefSeq and is a predicted model, not a curated record. The transcript has 4 exons. Gene Ontology annotation, biological process: proton motive force-driven ATP synthesis. Bases 1 to 522 code for a protein of 173 amino acids.